AUGGACAUAGUAAAAUGGGUUCACGUGGUGUUCUUAUUUACAUUAAAUUUGGGACUGAGUUCUGGUCACAGAAUCCUAUCUGAGAAGGAUCAAGGAGUUUAUGAACCUGAUAAUUUUGGCUUCCAACUUGGAGGAACAUGGUCAGUUCCCUUUCUAGGCAAUAUAGGUGGUUCCCUUGGUUUUGGUUCUGAUAGUAGCGGCAAUUUUGUUCCACAAUUUGGAUUCAGUGGAGGUGGUAGCACUGGAGGCUCUGAUGGUCAGCCUGGAUUCAGUUUAGGUGGAAGUGGUUCUUUUGGAGAAGGUGUUGAUGGUCAGCCUGGAUUCAGUUUAGGUGGAAGUGGUAGUUUUGGAGGAGGUAAUGAUGGCCAUUCGGGGUUUAAUUUGGGUGGAAGUGGUAGUUUUGCAGGAGGUAAUGAUGGCCGUUCGGGAUUUAGUUUGGGUGGUAGUGGUAGUUUUGCAGGAGGUAAUGAUGGUCGUUCUGGAUUUAAUUUGGGUGGUAGUGGUAGUUUUGGAGGAGGUAAUGAUGGCCGUUCUGGAUUUAAUUGGGGUGGAAGUGGUAGUUUUGGAAAUGGACAUCCUGGAUUUAAUUUGGGUGGUGGUGGUUUUGGAGGAGGUGCUAAUGGCAAUCCAGGUUUUGGUGGUGGUGGUGGUGGUUUUAGUCUUGGUACAGGAGGAGGAAGCAGUGGUGGGUUUGAAAGUGCUAAUAUUGGAUCUAGUGGCUGCAAUUGUGAAUCCCGCAGGAGUGAUGGAAUGUUUAUCCCUGCUGAUGAUGGAAGUGAUUCUGGUGGAGGUACCAGUACCAAUACUUGGUUGGGCAAAGGGCCUAAUUUAGGAAAUGAUGGUAGAGAUGGUGACAAUAAUGACCAGAAAAAUAUUAAAAUAGUCGAGUCGCUUACUUGCAGACCGAUAAAUUGUCCAGAACAUGGUGAUUGUGGAGGAUCUGGUGGCCUUCAAUACUGGUGCGACGUGCCAGGAUUUGGUGUUUACCCCUUCGCUUGUCCUGGUGGUCUAGACAAGCUUGGUAGGAGCUCACAAUGUAUACCACUGGCGUGCCCACCUAGCGCCGCUUGUCAAUAUGGAUAUCUCGGCCCUCAUAGUCUCUUUUGGAUAAAUGAUCACAGCAGCCUAGAGAAUGGAGCUGGAAAAUCCCAAAAAGAAAACAAAAAUCAUGAUGCAGGCCACAACUAA
Messenger RNA from Mercurialis annua (annual mercury), 1188 nucleotides. RefSeq lists its product as uncharacterized. Lineage: Eukaryota; Viridiplantae; Streptophyta; Magnoliopsida; Malpighiales; Euphorbiaceae. The record is from RefSeq and is a predicted model, not a curated record. The coding region runs from base 1 to 1188 and encodes 395 amino acids. The transcript has a single exon.